AUGGCCAAUGUACAAGCCUUCGCAAAGCGUAGCCUCUACUAUCUGAAGCAAUUGCAAUGGAGAUGCUUGAGUUCUACCGUUCUAUCUCACAUGAGCAAAUCUCCUUUACUGUUUGACAAUGUUGAAUUAGCAUCUAACCGCUAUGAUAUCCAAAGAGGAAAUUUCGCUAAGGCCACUCAGCAAGAUAUUAAUUAUUUUAAAGAUAUCUUGUCUUCCCAGUCUGCUGUUAUUACUGAUGCAGAAGAAUUGAUAGGGUCCAAUACCGAUUGGCUACGAGUUGUAAGAGGAUCAGGCCCUGUCUUACUUAAGCCAGAGAAUACGGAACAAGUCUCAAAGAUAAUGCAAUAUUGCAACAACCGAAAUUUAGCGGUUGUUCCUCAAGGUGGUAAGACUGGACUUGUAGGUGGUGGUGUACCGGUCUUUGAUGAAAUCAUCCUGUCGACUUCGCGAAUGAAUAAUGUUAUUGAUGUCGAUAAAAUAUCAGGAACACUGGUUUGUCAACCUGGAUGCAUACUGCAAGAGUUAGAAGAUAGACUGGAUUCGGAUAAUUUUAUAUUACCAUAUGAUCUUGGUGCGCGUGGAAGUUGUCAUAUUGGCGGUAAUUUAUCUACUAAUGCUGGAGGAAUUAGGCUAGUACGUUACGGAUCUCUUCACGGUAGCGUUCUUGGUGUUGAAGCGGUCUUAGCAGAUGGAACAGUGCUAGAUUGUAUGUCCACAUGUCGAAAAGAUAACACUGGCUACGAUUUAAAACAAUUAUUCAUCGGAUCUGAAGGAACUCUUGGCAUCAUAACUAAAGUUGCUAUUGCCUUAGCUCAGAAACCAAGGGCUCAAUGUGUCGCUCUUAUUGGUUGUAACAACUUUGAAAAUGUUAAACAAGUAUUCUCAUCAGCUAGAAAGGAUCUCUGUGAAUAUCUUUCAGCUUGUGAAUUCAUGGAUUCCAAAAUUAUGUCACUUGUCGAAAAUCAUUUAAAGCUAACUAAUCCUGUUCAGACUUCAUCAUUCUAUGUUUUAAUCGAGGCUUCAGGAUCCUCAGAACAGUAUUGUAAAACGGCAUUACUAGAUUUUUUAGAAACUUUAAUAGAGAGUAAAGUCAUUAAGGAGGGCAUCGUCGCAGAUAAUUCUGUUCAGAUAAAAGAUGUUUGGGCUUUGCGGGAGAGGGUGUUGGAAGCUUGCCAGCAUGAUGGCUAUGUUUUCAAAUAUGAUGUUUCAUUACCUUUACGUGUAUUCUAUAAUAUUGUGGACGAUCUAAGAUCACGAUUAGGCUCUCAGGCUAAAAGUAUUGGUGGAUAUGGCCAUAUCGGUGACGGAAAUUUACAUAUCAACAUUACAUGCGAGGAGUACAAUAAACAACUAGAAAAAGCUAUAGAGCCGUACAUUUUCGAGUGGAUAGGUAAAUAUAAAGGUAGUGUAAGCGCCGAACACGGCAUGGGUUUUAUUAAAAGAAAAUAUAUGAACUACUCUAAAUCUGAGGCUGCAUAUAACACCAUGAAAGGCAUCAAGCAAUUACUAGAUCCUAAACGUCGGAUGAUGGAUAUCUAA
Trichoplax adhaerens is the source of this 1539-nucleotide messenger RNA. RefSeq lists its product as uncharacterized. Bases 1 to 1539 code for a protein of 512 amino acids. Gene Ontology annotation, cellular component: mitochondrion. The record is from RefSeq and is a predicted model, not a curated record. The transcript has 17 exons. Gene Ontology annotation, molecular function: catalytic activity; FAD binding. NCBI's taxonomy places the organism in Eukaryota, Metazoa, Placozoa, Uniplacotomia, Trichoplacea, Trichoplacidae.